Pseudozyma hubeiensis SY62 is the source of this 1404-nucleotide messenger RNA. RefSeq lists its product as hypothetical. The coding region runs from base 1 to 1404 and encodes 467 amino acids. The record is from RefSeq and is a predicted model, not a curated record. The transcript has a single exon. Lineage: Eukaryota; Fungi; Basidiomycota; Ustilaginomycetes; Ustilaginales; Ustilaginaceae. Gene Ontology annotation, biological process: tetrahydrofolate interconversion; folic acid metabolic process; L-serine catabolic process. Gene Ontology annotation, cellular component: cytoplasm. Gene Ontology annotation, molecular function: serine binding; pyridoxal phosphate binding; cobalt ion binding.
AUGUCCGUCGCCGUCCCCACCGACUACAACAAGGUCCUCUACCAGCCUCUCGCUGAGGCUGACCCCGAGGUUCAGCAGAUUAUCGAGAAUGAGACAUACCGUCAGUUCUCUGGUCUCGAGCUCAUCGCUUCCGAGAACUUGACCUCGCUCGCCACCAUGGAGGCCAACGGUUCCAUCCUCACCAACAAGUACUCCGAGGGUCUUCCCGGCGCUCGAUACUACGGUGGUAACGAGUACAUCGACCAGCUCGAGGUGCUCUGCCAGCAGCGUGCCCUCAAGGCCUUCAACCUUGACCCUAAGGUCUGGGGCGUCAACGUCCAGCCUUACUCUGGCUCCACCGCCAACUUUGCCACCUUUACCGCCCUCCUCCAGCCCCAGGACCGUAUCAUGGGUCUUGGCUUGCCCUCGGGUGGUCACCUUACCCACGGGUACUACACCGCCAAGAAGAAGAUCUCGGCCUCCUCGAUCUACUUCCAGUCGUUCCCCUACAACGUCGACCCCGCCACCGGCUACAUCAACUACGACGAGCUCAAGAAGAACGCUGACCUCUUCAAGCCCCGCAUGGUCAUCUGCGGUGGCUCCGCCUACCCGCGUGACUGGGACUACGCCAAGCUCGCCGAGGUCGCCAAGACUCAGUCUGCUUACCUCAUGGCCGACAUUGCCCACAUCUCUGGUCUCGUCGCUGCUCAGGUGCAGAACAACCCCUUCGAGUACUGCGACAUUGUCACCACCACCACCCACAAGACCCUCCGUGGUCCCCGUGCCGGUAUGAUCUUCUUCCGCAAGGACCGCGACGCCGAGAUCGAGGGCCGCGUCAACGCCGCCGUCUUCCCCGCCUGCCAGGGUGGCCCCCACAACAACACCAUCGCCGGUAUCGCCGUUGCGCUCAAGCAGGUCGCCGACCCCGCCUUCAAGGAGUACGCCACCGCCGUCAUCAAGAACUCGCAGGCCAUCGCCAAGGUUCUCUCCGGCAAGGGCUACAAGCUCCAGACCGAUGGCUCCGAGAACCACCUCAUCCUCUGGGACCUGCGCCCUCUCGGCCUCACCGGCUCCAAGGUCGAGAACAUUUGCGAUCUCGCCCACAUCACCCUCAACAAGAACGCCGUGAGCGGUGACACCUCGGCCCUCGUGCCCGGUGGUGUUCGAAUCGGCACCGGUGCCCUCACCUCGCGAUCCAUGGGCGAGAAGGACAUGGAGAAGGUCGCCGAGUUCCUCGACCGCGUUGUACAGAUCUCGCUCGACAUCCAGAAGACUUCGGGCAAGAAGCUCGUCGACUUCAUGAACGCUGCUCGCCAGUCGGACGCCGUCAAGCAGCUCAACAAGGACGUUGAGGCCUUCGCCACCAGCUUCCCUCUGCCCGGUGUUCCCGACACUUCGGUCAUCAAGAAGCCCGCUGGUCACUAA